CGGACGCAGACGUGAAAUGGCAGCGAACAAAUAAACGAAAUCCAUGGGCCAUUCUUCCUGACAAAGCCAAGUUCACACAGUAUUUCCAAGAUGGGUCAUAUUACUUGGUUUUAACUGACACUGUCAGAAACGAUGACGAGGUAUUUUAUCGGGUUGAUUAUACGAACAAGAGCGUAAGUUGUUCAAUGGAGACUCCAAAACUUCAGCUUCUAGAUAUAUCAAAUUGUGGGUUUGUCUACCUAAGAACAACAAAGGUAAAAGAAGACGAGAACGUAGAACUUGAAUAUUAUCCAUCGAAAUAUGUUAUGCAAAAUCCAGAACACACUGUGCGAGAGUGGAAGCGUUCUACACAGAAUCACACUAUUACAAUACGUUUGACGAAAGAUGUGUAUGAGGAAGAAAAGGAACGGAAUGGUCAAUAUGUGUUGACUAUAACCAUGUUCAAGAAACGAAUGAAUGGUCGAUAUGGAGUUUACUGUGGCAGUCAAGUGGGCUUUUCAAAUAUUGUCGAAGUGAUAUUAACAGUUGCACCAAGCGCAUUAGCAUUUGAAGGUUUAAAGGACAUAGACGACUGUAAGGGAUGUAUUGUUGGUGAAGAUAAAGAUCGCUUCAGCGUUCUCUGCAAGACAAGUGGUGGUACACAACCAAUAAAAGUCACCAUGUCAAUAGGGAAUGAAUCACUAAGCUCACCACGAUUUAAUGAAACAGCGGGUUACAUAACAUACUUUAUUCUUCAUAACCGUCACCAUAUGGCAAUCAUGAAAUGCACAGUCAUGAACGAUGCAUUAACUUCACCUCUAAUCAUCGCUGCACGUGUGUAUGUUAUCAAAUCACCAACAUUAAAGUUAUUGGUACCACAGAUUCUCAAGGAAGGAAGUAUCGGUAAUAUUACGUGCAUAGUGGAUGGUGGAAGACCUGCUCCGAAUGCAAUUUUGAACAUUUCCGGUAUGGAAGUGCCGUCUGCAGUCCAAGUAAAUAGUUUCAAUGCUACCACAUCUUUAUACACGAGUAUUGUUUCCCUGUCAACAUUUGAACGAACUUGGAAUAGUGAAAACGUCGCAUGUUGUCGUUUCAAUGAAUGGUACAAGAUCACAUGGGCUUGUUCCUCAUCGAAACGGUUUAAUAUUAUGUUUCCACCUUUAUCUAUCAACCUGGAGGUCAAAGUUGAGCAAAAACUUCCACUUGAAAUAUACGCUGUUUGUACCAUCUACAAUUCAAACCCAGCUUGUGGGGCAAACAUUAGUGCAUCAAACGGAGUCAUUGUUUCAGAACGUUACACCAAUAACGUGAACCAACAUCAUGGCUCCUGGGAUUCGGAACAUGCAGUAAACUUGAAUGUUGAUAAAGACGACAAUGGUACAAAAAUUGAAUGCUCAGCUGAUUGUCAAAAUUUUGCUGUCAAUUUGAACGACGCACGCUCGAUCGUUCUGCCUUAUGCACCUUUCAUCGAAUUCAACAUAUCUGGUUCAGAACUUACAAUUUUACAAGGAGAACAGGCACACGUAAAAUGCUCAGCACAAAGCAUUCCGGCCUCCAACAUUUCAUGGGUGGAACAAUCUGAUGUUGGAAACAUAACUAUGAAACAGUGUCAAUUGCAAGCAGACUGCGUCAUAGCGGUUGAAGCAAAUCUUACACAACAACGAAAGUUUAUUUGCCAAACUCAUUAUUUACAAACAAGUGACCAAAAGACUCUGACUGUAAACAUUCUUGAGAAAGAUGAGAAACGUUCCAAAGACUUGGACAACUCUGCCUCUGGUGAUAACUUGUUUAUUUGGAUUAUUCUUGGCUCUUGUUUAGCUGUCCUCUUUGUUGUAGUCAUCGUAUGCCUUAUUGUAAGAAAAACAUUGAGGAACACUAAAGCUAAACUGAAAGCAAAUCAAAUGAGAUUCAGUGCAAACCCAGAUAGAGUUAGCAGAAACAAAGAAGACAAACUGGAAGGUGAUCCACAUGGAAAUUUGAAUGAUGGUGCGCACGGGUUUGAUGAUUCGGAAGUAAAAUAUUCUCAACCUGUCAAAGACAAGGCAUUGUCUAACGCCGAUGCAACGUAUUCAGAAGUAAACAAAACUGGACAGUCAAAUUCUUCAGCCAAUAGCCCCCAAAAUACCCAGCAAGAUGGACAGCUGCUGUAUGCCGACCUUGACUUUGAUCCUAAUGAUGCACCUUUGAAGGGAGCCGCCGCCAAGCGUCGAAACUCUCCUACGGAGUACGUUGAUAUCGACUUUGUCAAGACAGCGGCUGAACAGGCAAAGAACAACGAAUAUACGGAAGCGGAUAAUAUUUAUGCUAAUCAGCAAAAAUCAGUUUGAAAUUAAAUCAAAGACAACUGAUGAAAAUGUUGUGCACGCUAAAGUAUGUUUGUGUAAAAGAUUGCUAAAACUUAUAUGUACAAGAAGCAGUUGUCGUCUGGAACUAAUUGACAUAAAUGAAAGAAAUUGUGGAAGUUUUUCAUUUGUUUGAGUAUUUAAUUGUUUGCUUAUAAUUACAGUUAUGUUCAAAUGUUUGCAGAGCAAUUUUUGUCUGUUCAUAAAUAACACUGGUCAUCUUUUGUGAUAUGAAAUACAGUCAAACAAAGAAGAAAGAACAGUAAUAACAUGCAAGGCACCAGAUUAGGGUGUUGUUUAUUUUUGAGAAAAAAUUGACAAUAUUGUUGACAAAAUCCCAUGUCAUCUUGGCAGAUCUGUGUUAUUUUCUUUUAUUACACGGAAAUAAUAACAUGCAAAAUUAGAUGUAACAACAUAUAGAUAUAAAUAUAUGUAUAAUCUGAGGAGGACCACUGAUAAUGCUGUUAUAACUUCUGACCCAACCCUUUUGUAUAUUUGCAUUGGUAUAUUUAUGUAUGCUCGAUGUAUGUAUGUGAUAACAAUUUACAAUGAUUAUUCAUGUAUAUGCAAUGAAAUAUGUUUAGACUCUAAAUAUGUAUAUAUUAAUGUUAUAUUUACCACAGCACUUGGGGUCAGAAUACCCCCGUCAACCCCACUCUCCUCCGCCCUUGAUUGAGUUUAGUGAUUACUUUUAGCAAUUUAAGCAUGUUUUAAAAAUGCAUUUUUAUCAUCAAGGCUUGUGGAAGUAGCAUUCUAAUGUCUGAUCAUGCACGGAGAGACACCAUUGGUCAUGCUCCACUAUAUAAGAACGAAGGAUUUGUGAUACGCAAUUUUCUCUUUUCACAAUAUGUAUGGUCUACGUCUUUUUAAUGUCACCAUUUAGAUAACUUUUGUUUCAAUAAAUAUGAUAUAUAUGUG
Molecule: messenger RNA, 3239 nt
Organism: Mercenaria mercenaria
Lineage: Eukaryota; Metazoa; Mollusca; Bivalvia; Venerida; Veneridae
Exons: 10
Coding region: 186-2306 (706 amino acids)
Source: RefSeq, a predicted model, not a curated record